GAAAGAUGUUCCCCCGGGCUGGCAGCCCGGAUUGGAAAGCUACCCUCUGAAGCUUUACUUCUCCAAGCUGAAGCUGUGGUACCGAUGCACGGAGGUACCUGACGAGGUGGUAGGCCCACUUAUCGCUGGCAGGCUGGUUGGACGAGCGCAACGCAUAGCUUUGGAACUCCGUCUUAUCCGACCGGACGGUACUUAUGAUACUGGGGAUGCGGCAUUGGUCCGCCUCUCAGUCGACCAAGUGCUGGACCCAACGGAUGGGGUCACAGUGCUGCAACACCACAUCCCCUCGGGGGUGCAAGCGCUGUGCAACGCGCUCAAGCAGGCCUUCGGCGAGACGGACGAGACGGCCACCACCAAGUCCUUGGAGAUGUUCUUCGAGUUUCGCCGCCCGGCCUCUCAGGACCUGCAGGAGUUCGCGGCCGAGUGGGAGCUAAGGUUCGAAGAUGCGAAGACGAAGGCUGGCUUGGACAUGAACGACGUCGCGAAGUCCUACAUGUGGUUGAGGCAAGCAAACAUACCUCAGCGCCAUCAAGACGACCUUCGGCUCCAAAUCCAUGGAGACCUCAGUCGCUUCAAUGACUUGAGGACCUUGGCGCUUCGGCUGGCCCACCGGACCGACAAGUCGAGCGACGCGUUCUACGAAGAAGCCCGCCACAGAGACUCGGCCUGGGACACGGGCUCCGAAUGGAACGAGACAUACUGGAGCGACGAUGGUUCAUGGCUCUAUGUCGAUGAGGACUACGAGGCCUAUGUCACCGAGGACUGGUACGGCGAGGAGGACUUCGACUACGGCUAUCCCGACCAGAGCGAGAGCUGGUACGAAGAUGAACACGCUCACUGGCCGGGCGAUCCUGACGGAGAACCUGGCCACCAAGGAGGAGACGAGGUCUACGCCGAGGACAACCACGACGGCGUCUAUAGUGGCAACUUUUCCGGCACAGAGAGUCCGAUCUCUCCGCAAUCAGAUGAUCUAUCAGGCAGCACUGCCAUGUGGUUCCCGCUGGCACAUGGCUGCGGACUGCCCUGUCCGAGGUACUAUGCCGACACACGCUACACGGACCAGAUUCGGCACGCGAGAGAAGGACUCCACCUCGGCGACUCCCCGGAGAAGACCCUUGCGCCCAAGACCGGUGGCGCGCAGUACUUCAACAUCGCUGCCGACAACGCCCCGGCAAGGAUCAGCGAUGAAGGAGAUUUCAUGAGUAUGGAGCGAGCAGCGACCAAGAUCUUCCGCGACGAGCCUACCGUGAAUGUGGAAGCUGGCGAGGCGGCCGAGUACUCUGGUGACCGAGUGGCAAAGACCUUGGAGUUCUUCUUCCGCAAGAGCCUCAAUGGAAAGGAGAUUCGGACACCACGGCACCAGAUGCACUACGGCCACAACGAAGCAGACAGUUUCGAUGUCUACCACACGGUGCAAGGCCGUCGCCGGCGUGGAUUGAUAAUCGAUCCCGGCGCUGCUAAUGGCCUGAUAGGGUCCGAAACGCUCAGGGACUUGAUGGACAACAUCGACAAGUCCGACGAGGUCAAGAAGUCGGUGAAAUGGAGCGAAAAGAAGUCCGAAGUGACUGGAAUCAGUGGUGCAGCAGACACCACCCUAGGGGAGAUUCGCAUCGGACUCCCAAUGAUCCCCGGCAUGGAGUCCGCGGCGUAUGUUGCAGAUGUUGUCGGCGGAGAGGCCAGCUGCUGCCCGGCUUUGGUUGGCAAUCCUGCCUUGGUAAAGAUGAAUGCUGUGAUAGCGUCGCACUGGUUCGAGAACAAGGACGGCCUCCUCAUUGUCCCCAAUGAUAACCACACAGGCGAGGCCGAUCGCUAUCACCUGAUCCGACUGCUGUACACCGACAGCAGGCACUACAUGAUGCCGCUUGAUGGCAUUACGGACCCUGUGGCCAGACGUGUGCAGGACUUGGUUUUUCAGGUCGGACAACAAGCCAGAGCCAAAGCGGAGUCAGUUUGCGGAGGAAUCAGAUCCGAAACCGCAGCAGUCACCUGGUGGUUCAGUUUUGUCGUCUAUGUCACCAUGUACCAGGAAUCGUCGUUUCAGAUGCCCACCGUGUACCAUGGGGACAGCUACCCAUGCGAUGUGACUGGGGACCAGCGCAGCAGGCUCGACAGAUACUACUCGACGGCCAAGGAGGAGUUCUACAGCAAGUCUGGAAAGAAGCCGGUGACUCCGGAGAAUUUUCACCGCUGGAAGUCCACGAAAGCAGCCAAGGGCCCCAUCCACCUUUGGGAGCUUUUCUCGGGGUCUGCAAGAUUGUCUUACGUCGCACUUUUGGCAGGUCUCUCAGUGGCUUUCCCCGUGGAUCUAAGAUAUGGAUGGAACCUUGGCAUUCCGGCGCACCAGGAAAUGAUCCUCGAGGCCCAAGACAAGCUUGACCCGAAGGUCAUCGUGAUGGCACCUUCCUUUGGUUCCUGGACGUCCCAAGCGGCAAACCUUUCGGCCGAGAACAAGGAGCGCUACCUCGCCGAGGAGACAGCAGCCGUGGGUUUUGUGAAGCUGCUGGCCGAGCGACAAGCACAGCGAGGUUGCGCUUUCGUGGUGGAACAACCGUGGACGAGCCCUUCAUGGAAGCACACCUGUUUGGCCACACUGGCCAGCGACAUACCUGGAUGUCGCACCCGGCAGCGCACCGAUCAGUGUUGUUUUGGAGCUGUUGAUGAGCACAACAUGCCCAUCCUCAAGGCUACGGGUCUUCAGAGCAACUUCUCUUUGAGAAACACCACUCGACGCUGCCAAGGUCACCGACUCGGCCAUGGGAGUCACACGGCGGGCUCCACUCGCGUGGUCUCUCAGUCCCACGCUGGUGUCUUCACUCACCAACUGUGCAAGGCCUUGAUCAAGGACGUACGGAAGUACCUCAAGGCCAUCGACUGUAAGAUUGAUGGCAUCUUUCACGCCGAUCAAGCAGGACGACCAGGCUCUUCUCGAGACCCGGCAGUACGAGCUGCAGUAGUCACACCACUGCCGCAGCUACUCGAGGAGUUCAGAGAGGCAGCUCUUCGUCGAGCAAACCUGGAUGAUGUUAAGGUGCAAUGGCCUGAAGGUGUCACACUUUCGUCUGUCGACUCACUCAUGUUCAAGCACCUGCUGCUCUGCCUUGUCGAGGACAGCGUCAAUGUGAUCUCGGAGACGGCCGGCAAGCACAACCAUUGGAGCCAGGACCCCGUGCAUCUCGGUGUUCUGCGGAAAGUCUUUGGAAAGGUCCUAGACGUCAAGGGUGUCUGCGUAACCCUUCAUGCAGAACAUUUCCCUCUACCGAUGCCUUUCCUGCGCACGGAGUCAGCACCCUUCCGAGUGAUCAUCCGUGGCGAGGUCAAGAGGUGGACAGUUAAGAAAGCCGAGGACCUCCGCACGUUUACGCAAGCCCAGCUCAAGGAGAAGGUUUUCUGUGAGGACUGGGUUAUCGCGGUCUUCGGCUCCACGGCCAAGGAUAAGGACUACUGGGAGAUUGACCGCCUCAGGGGCAAGGCCACGCGGCAUCACAUUCGUCCCCGCCAGGCGCUUUUCACGCCGAGGGAGGACGAAGGCCCAGUGUCCAUUGAAGAGCUCACCUCAUCCAGGACGACCACGGCGACACCCUACGACAAACCAGGCCCCAAGGUUGUGAUCAAGGACGAGUGGACUGGACGAGAUAGCAGCAGGGCAGCCAUCGAGGACGGCAGAUGGACCGGGACCACGGAGUUUGAAAUCCACGCACCCGCGGACGAUGACCCUCCUGAACAAGAUCCCGUUGUACGAGAAGCAAAUGCUCGCGAGGACGACAUGGACAAGGCUGAAGACGGCGAGGCUGAGCAACCCGAAGAAGUCGACGACGGCCAAGCGAUCGAUCCUCCUCGGAGAUCAAACUUUGACUUUCGUCGAGUACUAGUUCGACUUCCUCGUCUUGCCCGAGACGAUCCUCAACAGGCCAAGCGACUACUCCUUGGCCUACAUGAGCGUUUCUGGCACUCCGGUGCGGGCGACCUACAGACGAUGCUCACACGAGCUGGAAUGCCCGCCGACGUCACCAAGCUUGUUCCAGAAACCAUCGCGGCAUGUGCAGUGUGCAGACGCUUCUCCAAACUCAAGAGUCGUCCCAAAGUGCGAGCCAAUCACCCCUCCUGCUUCAAUGAAGAGGUGCAGGUUGAUUGGUUUCGUCUAUGGGACAAUUGGUUCAUGAUGGUCAUCGACGUGGCCACUCGGUACAAGACGAUCAUCAGGGUGCCCGGACGUGAUCUUCAGUCGGCCCUUCAGGCGCUGUUACAAGGAUGGUUUCGGUACUUUGGGCCGAUGAAGAAGCUAGUCUCAGAUCAGGAGUCAUGCCUCAUGUCCCACGAGGCAGCCGCGGAACUGGAACGACUCUCGAUACAUCGGGAGCCAGCAGGCACAACUCGUGGUGGUGCACAUGGGCAACACACGACGACUGGUGUGGUCGAAAAGCACACUGAUCUGGGCAAAAUAUGCAUGCUAAAGCUUCGUGCUGAAGCAGAACGACAGGGCCUGGACAUCAGCCUUGCAGACUUGGCGGCCGAGGCCAGCUUUGCGCAGAAUGCCACGCUCAACAUCGGCGGCUACUCUCCCCACAUGAUGGUGAUCGGCACUCUUCCGAUGCCGUUCUACGACUUCGAGGCGCCCGGCAUCCAAGCGAUCACAGGGGCUGGGCAUGCGAAUCCGUCGGUCUACGAACGAGCUCUACGGCUACGCCAGAUGGCUAUAACGGCAGCCUCUCAGUCGAUCAUGGAGAACCGCAUCGCUCGUGCCGGCCACACUCGACCUCAACGUGUCCCACUUGAUGAACUACAAGCAGGCACUUCGGAAGUCGAGUUCCACAGAGAAGAUGCCGAUGGCUUUGGAUGGCGUGGACCGGCCCUACUUCUGAAGCUCAACGAGAACGGCUCAGCGAUCGUUGAGUAUCAGGGCCGGCCGUACUUGAUCCCGCUGCGAAAUCUUCGGCUGUUCCGUGGGGUCUACUACAAUGACGGCGACUCGCUCAAGGCCGAUGAUGCAGUAAAGGGUCAAGAACUUGAAUCUUGGAUAGCUCUGCGACGCCUCAUGCAAAGCACGGAAGCAUGCAUCCCUUUCAAGAUCGAGACCUUCGGCCAUCUUCGCAACCAUCGAGGUAAAUGGAGCAGGCUCCCAAAACACAUGGCUGAGGAACAGAUCACAGGCAUCCUUCAAGACGUGGUCACAGCCUCACAGUUCCUCACCGCGAAACAAUGCCACGGCAUACGCGUUGGUGUUGGUCUCAAGAAGAUGUUCACUCCGGAAGGCUCGACGGGAACUUUGGUUGCCUGGAGAAGGAAAACAGUGAGAAUGUCCAUUGUGGACAAUCCUACGGGUUCGGACAUGAACACCAAUGGCUUUCGCUUGGGCAACCGCGAAGAGAUGUGUUACAUCUACUUCUACAGCUACGUGGAGAACUACGUGGAGCCUCCUUUCGAGACGUGGGUCCCAAAGGGAACGCCUAUGGAGGAGUCACCUGUGACUCCAACCUCUCCUGAGGAGCCACCAGCUGCUACCACUUCAGGAGCCAAACGAGACGGGCCGGAAACGAGGACGGUGACUCUAGGCCCGGAGACCAAGAAGCAGCGAAUCUACCACGCAACACCGCUGUCAGAGUGUAUGCCCGAAGUUUUUUGGAACAUGCACAAGCACCAGUGGCUUACUCAGCUUCCUGACGAGGACGUGGACCCCUCCGAGGAAGUCCCGACUCACCACUACGCAACCACCGACGCCAAGCAGCUCUUUUACAUGAGCUCACCUGGUUGGCAUGCGGACCUGCAGACCGGAAGCAUCUUUCGGGUGGACUCCACAACGGAUUCCAUCGAGGAGGCCGAUCUACCCGGUAUCUGGCCACAAGUGGAUGAGGCUGACCACAAGGAAAUCGGCCAGUUCGUGAAUGAGAAAGCUUUCAAGGCCGUUCGUCGCAGUGACCUUCCUGCUAACUGCGCCAUCAUCGAUGGCAUCUGGGUACGAAAAUGGAAGAAGACUGCUGACCUGAAACGCAUUGUCAAGUCCCGCAUGUGUGUCCGUGGCUGUCACGACCCAUGGAAGAACGAACUCAACAAUCGAUCAUCCACGGCCACCAGGCUGUCACAACGAUUGAUUUUGGUUGGAGCAGCCAACAGCCAAGACGACGACGUUGAAAGCUGGGACAUCGCAGGCGCUUUCCUCAAGGGACUUACCUAUGAAUCUCUCUGGAAAUGUCUGCGGAAACUUGGACUGCACACGGUGGAACGGCUCGUGGCUAUUGUGCCACCACGCAACGUAUGGAGGCACCUCAAGAAGCUGUCCAAGGAGUUCGACAUUCCCGAGGACCAGAUUGAUGAUUUCGUCUUACUAUGCCUGAAACCAGUUUACGGUCUCUCAGAGGCACCGCUGGCGUGGCAGCUGUUCCUUCACCAGUUUCUACGUGAACUAGGAGGCGUGCAGUCGUUGUUUGACGAGUGUUUUUGGUUUUGGCCUGCGCGAUAUGCUGGGACAUGGCCCACGGCUUCUCUCACCACUCAUGUGGACGACCUGGCAGCACGAGGUAGACGCGCGUGGCUGGACUGGGCCUACGCCAAGAUGUUGGAGAAGUUCGGCAAGCUCACUCGGCAAAGUCUACCGUUCAUGCACUGUGGGUGCCGAUACAGUCGUCUGCCAGAUGGCUACAAGGUGGACCAAGCGGAUUACGUCAAGAUGCUGAAGCCAGUCACCCUGGACACCAACGACAAGGAUGAACGUGAUCUUCUGCCACACGAGACUACGGCACUUCGGUCAGUGAUUGGUGGUCUUAUGUGGACAUCACUUACUCGUCCAGAUGUCCUGGCUGAACUGUCAACCUUACAGUCUGUCAUGAACAAGGCCAAGGUGCAGCAUUUGCGUUUGGCGAACGCUUUGAUUGAGCGGGCCAAGCAAGAUGUCGAUGCCGCGGUGUACUAUCGCGCACUGCCCUCUGCAAACUACCGCAUCGUCUGCAUUCAUGACGCGAGUGCGGCCACCGCGACCAAGAACUACGCCCAGGAAGGCGUUCUGGUUUUCCUCAUGGCGGACACAGUGAAGAUCGCGGAGGAGCACAUUGUUGCCACCGAUGCCUUUGCGAAGUACAAGCUGUCCGGACGGGCACAACUUCUUCAUAUGCAAAGCAACAAGGCUAAGAGGGUCUCAUAUUCCACUAGUCAUGGUGAGACCUUGGCGGCAAUCAACGGCCUGGAGUGCAGCACUUUGGUUUCAACUCGGCUCGCGGAAAUCACUAUGGGGCCGACGCGACCUACGCUACAACGACUACUCGCUGUUCAAGAACAAGGCUGUCCUUACUUCCCGGUCGAUGUGCACACUGACUGCCGCGACUUCUACGAGUUGACAACAGGGUCCAGAACUCUUCCACAAGACAAGAGCCAACGGCUCUACAUCAUGGCCCAUCGUGAGGCCCGUGCCAGCGGAAGGAUCAGAUGGACUAUCCUUACGCCUACCGAGUGCAUGACUGCUGAUGCUCUCACCAAGGUUAUGCAAAGUCCAUGCCUGAUGAAGUGGCUAUCCACUGGUAUUGUCGAGUUCUGGAACACUGGUCACCCUCUCGAGCUUAAGCGUUUGCCUCCACCAACGGACGGCUCCACCGACUUCGAUGAAGAAGACUUGAUCGCUGGUGACGACGCGCUCAAGAAGAACCGAAAAUGGCCGAGCACCAUGUCCACGCUCGGCUACGUCAUGUACAUGAAUGGAUGGUAUGGCCUGGCAACAAUGACCAUGUUGGCUACACCUGCUGCAGGACAACCUCUACCUCAACGACCGCUGCAGGAACCAGAAGGCGACUACACGAUCCUCCUCAUUCUCAUGCUCAUCGUUAUCGCUUCCAGCGCCACGGCUAUACUGGUUGUCGGUGGUUCUGUGCCAUGCUUGGAAGCCUGGGAGGAGACGAAGGAGGCAGGUUACCAAGCGCAAGGCGCAAGUCCGUCCGUGUUGCUUUCGCCCUGCCGGCUUUGCAUGCAGCCCUGGAUGAAGGCCAGCGACAGCGCAGAGGCACCUGCCCCAAAGAAAGGUCGGGCAAAAGCCAAGGCUGAGGCCAAAGAGAAGGCGGAAGCCUAA
Molecule: messenger RNA, 8047 nt
Organism: Symbiodinium sp. CCMP2456
Lineage: Eukaryota; Dinophyceae; Suessiales; Symbiodiniaceae
Source: the annotation of a GenBank genome assembly